AUGGAGUAUCAUUAUCUUGUUCUCAUUUUCACCUUAACAUUUGCUCUUAUGGUACAAUCUAAUUUAGCUUGGUUAGGAAAAACUGAAAAGAUCAUUGCAGAUACGGAGGACUACCUCGACAAAAAUGCUAAUGCGGCCGCGACCGCCAUGGAAGCAUAUAAUCCUGAGCUGUUAGCGUCUUUAACAGAUACAGAUUCGACAAGAAGGGACCUACAUGAAUGUCACGCAAGGAACCCGAUUGAUAAGUGUUGGCGGGGCAAAGCCGACUGGGCGGAAAACCGACAAGCGUUAGCCCAAUGCGUGACCGGUUUUGCAAAAGGAACUACAGGGGGCGCGGGUGGGGAAAUCUAUACGGUGACAUGUUGUUCUGACGAAGACGCCACAAAUCCAACACCAGGGACGUUGCGCUACGGUGUCACCCAAGAGAAGCCUUUGUGGAUCAUAUUUGAAAGAGAUAUGGUGAUUACUUUGAAACACACACUUGUGGUGUCUAGUGACAAAACAAUUGAUGGUAGAGGUGCAAAAGUUGAGAUUGCUUAUGGUGGUGGUAUCACCAUUCAUGGUGUCAACAAUAUCAUUGUUCAUGGGAUUAACAUCCAUGAUGUUAGAGAAAUGCCAGGGUUUGGAUCAAGAUGUGGUUGUGAUGGUGAUGCUAUUACUGUUAAAAGUUCUUCAAAGAUAUGGAUCGACCAUUGCUCCCUUAGUAAGGGUGUAGAUGGGCUCAUUGAUGUCACUGUGGGUAGCACGGCUGUAACCAUUUCCAAUUGCAAAUUCACCGAUCAUGACAAAGCCAUAUUGCUUGGAGCGGACGACAAGCAUACUGAAGAUAAAGCAAUGCAUGUCACGGUCGCAUACAACAAGUUUGAAGGAAUCACCCAAAGAAUGCCUAGAUGUCGCUUUGGCUUUUUUCAAGUCGUUAACAACGAUCAUUGCGGAUGGGGGAUUUACGCCAUUGGUGGUAGUUCGAAUCCUACUAUUCUCAGCCAAGGCAACCGAUUUUGUGCUCCCAAUGAAGCUCACCUAAAACAGGUUACAAUGAGGACUAAUGCCAAAGAGGAAGAGUGGAAGAACUGGAAUUGGAGAUCAUCAGACAAGGAUGUAUUCGAAAAUGGAGCCUUCUUUGUACCAUCCGGGGUUGAUCCGCAGCUAACCCCUGAACAACAAGAACACAUGAUUGAAGCUGCACCAGGAUGUCACGUUCCGAAACUCACUAGUUGUGCGGGCGUACUCUCAUGCGUGCCCGGACAACCUUGUUAACAACCCUAUUAACAUACAUUGUUUUACAUUUAUUCGCAUUUUAAGUAUUAUAUUUCCUUAAGAGCUAGUAUAUCUAUCCAAUUUGGCUCACCAACUUCACCUAUCACUUAUACAUUGGUGUUGCCCACCUCUACCCGCUCGAUUUCUCCGCUUCUCCACUGACACAGACGGAUUCCACAUCCCCUCCUGUCCACACAGAUUGCGUUCGUGCGGGCAAAAAUGCCCCCUCUCUCCUCCACA
This is a messenger RNA of Helianthus annuus (common sunflower), 1497 nucleotides long. RefSeq names its product pectate lyase 2. Lineage: Eukaryota; Viridiplantae; Streptophyta; Magnoliopsida; Asterales; Asteraceae. The record is from RefSeq and is a predicted model, not a curated record. The transcript has 4 exons. The coding region runs from base 1 to 1257 and encodes 418 amino acids. Gene Ontology annotation, molecular function: pectate lyase activity.